Molecule: messenger RNA, 2578 nt
Organism: Python bivittatus (Burmese python)
Lineage: Eukaryota; Metazoa; Chordata; Lepidosauria; Squamata; Pythonidae
Gene: EGR1
Product: early growth response 1
Biological process (GO): regulation of transcription by RNA polymerase II
Molecular function (GO): RNA polymerase II cis-regulatory region sequence-specific DNA binding; DNA-binding transcription factor activity, RNA polymerase II-specific
Source: RefSeq, a predicted model, not a curated record
AUGGUCUUUCAGGUGGCUGUUGUUGCCUCGGCCACCCGGUGCCCGUAUGGGGCACCUCGGGAGCCACAAUCGCGCUACAAAGAAUCGCCAGCGACAUAUACUCCCUUCGAGCACCUCGCUGCAGACACUUUCCCCGAGAUCUCUCUGAACGGCGAGAAACCCUUGGCAGAGACCAGCUACCCGAGCCAGACCACCCGUCUCCCGCCCAUUACCUACACCGGCCGCUUCUCUUUGGAGCCGGCGUCGAGCGGUGGAGGCAGCACCCCGUUAUGGCCGGAGCCUCUCUUCAGCCUGGUGAGCGGCCUGGUGGGCAUGGCUAACCCGCCGACUACGUCCGCCCAGUCCUCGUCCGCCUCUUCGCCGAUCGCCAGCUCCGCUUCUCCCAGCCCGGCCCUGAGCUGCUCGGUGCAGGCCAGUGACCCCAGCCCCAUCUACUCGGCGGCGCCCACCUUCCCCAACCCCGGCGGGACCGACAUCUUCCCGGAGCCAGCCAGCCAGCCCUUUCCCAGCCCGUCCGGAGCCUCGCUGCAGUUUCCGCCUCCGGCAUACCCGACGGCCAAGAGCGGCUUCCAGCUGCCCAUCAUCCCGGACUACUUAUUCCCGCCGCAGCCCCCGCCGCAGCCAGGCGAGCUGGGUCUGGGCGCGGUGGAGCAGAAGCCUUUCCCGGGCCCGCAGCCCUCGCUCACGCCGCUCUCCACCAUCAAAGCCUUCGCCACGCAGAGCGGCGGCGCCGGCCCUCCUCAGGAGCCCAAGAGCCUCCCGGGCGGCGGCUCCUACCAGGCGCAGCUGGUCAAGCCCAGCCGCAUGAGGAAGUACCCCAACCGGCCCAGCAAGACCCCGCCACACGAGCGGCCCUACGCCUGCCCCGUGGAGUCCUGCGACCGUCGCUUCUCGCGCUCCGACGAGCUCACCCGCCACAUUCGCAUCCACACCGGCCAGAAGCCCUUCCAGUGCCGCAUCUGUAUGCGCAACUUCAGCCGGAGCGACCACCUCACCACCCACAUCCGCACGCACACGGGGGAGAAGCCCUUCGCCUGCGACAUCUGCGGCCGCAAGUUUGCCCGCAGCGACGAGAGGAAGCGCCAUACCAAGAUCCACCUCCGGCAGAAGGACAAGAAGGCCGACAAGGGCCCCGCCGGGCCCCAGGCACCCUCAGCUCCCUCCCCUCUGGCCCCCUACUCGGCCUCGACGGGCUCUACCUCCUAUCCCUCUCCCAGUGCCACCUCUUUUCCCUCGCCGGUGCCUGCCUCCUACUCGCCCCCAGCGACCUCCUACUCCUCCCCCGUGACUUCGGCCUUCCCCUCUUACCCCUCGCCCUCGGUGGCUACCAGCUACGCGUCGAUCGCCUCAUCCACCUUUCAGAGCCAGGCAGGGGCAGGGGGCAGCUCCUUCCCCUCGCCCGGUGGCCUCUCCAGCCCCUUCAGCUCCCCAGUGACUUCAACCCUUCCCGACUUGGCCUCCACGUUCUCACCUCGGACCAUUGAGAUCUGUUGAAAAGAGAGAGGGAAGCGAGGCCCCCACAAGGCCUGGUCACACAGGCCUGGCCAGCCUGAUCCAGGCCCGUCUCCCGGGCAGCCUGCAGGGCCUCUGGACCUUUCAACUGCCUGAAAAGCAGCUCGCCAACUCCAGGACCAUGGAGUUGCUCCACUUCUGUCCAAGACCUGAACCUGCAUGGACAAGCAAGCUCGAUCUUCUUUCCCGAGAGCCCCCUCCCCCUCCCUCCGGGCCGUGGUCCAUCAGGAAGCAAAGGACGCUGGGCUCCAGGCGGCCACAAUGUGAUCGUGUGCCUGUGCUGCCACAGCUUUGCUUCCCCUGGGGAUCCUCCUGGAAACCCUCGACGUGCCAACCUCUUUGCAGAUUCAUCUUGCUUAUUCUUUGGAGUACGAAGGACCAUUAUUAUUAUUUUGUAAGUUGUGAGUUUUGCUCUUUUAGUGACGACGAAGCUGUAAUGAGUUUUACAACAUGUUCUGGGGGAGGGGGUGCGGGAGUUAAAAAAAAGCAGCACUUAAAACUAUGUGUUUGAGCAUGUCAAAAGUGUGAUGUUCUUUGUAAAUAUCACCUUGAGGAUGAAAGCACUCUCACGUGGCAAAAAGUUCUUUGGUUUUCCUCCGGUUUUUUGUUUUUUUUUUUCCCCAGUCCCAAGUCUUGGUGCCUUGUUGUGAAGCCCUGCUGACGUCAUGCAUUUGUGUGAUUGGAUGCUUUGCAUCUAGCCUUAAGGGUAAAGGGAAAGUGUGAAGAGGAGGGACUGAGGCUCAGAAACAAAAAUGGGAAGGAGCCGUAAGGUGGAAUGUAAGCAAAAACAAAACACAAAAAACCGUACUUCUUAAAAGUCUAUUUUUGUUACAGAAGUGUAAAAAUUUAUAAAUAUAUUCAGCAGUUGAAAUGUUGUAGUUACCUACUGAGUAGGCGGCAAUUUUGUAUGUUAUGAACAUGCGGUUCAUUAUUUUUGUGGUUUUAUUUUUGACUUUGUACUUGUGUUUGUUUAUAAGCCAACACAUUGAAUGCGCUUUACUGCCAAUGGAAUAUUUGGUGUACAAUAAUCUCUGGAAAAGUGAAUAAAACUAUCGAGAGACCAGCA